AUUCUGGUCCGUGUCCCAUCACGCCGUCGAUUUACCAAAAUCUGUUUCUCUACACUGAGUUAAGAGCCACUUUACUUGGUCCUCAUUCUUGAAUCGGUUUCAGCUCUUGUUGAUUCUCCCUUUGUGGUUCCAUGGAAUUCACUCAAUCACGUAUCAAGUCGAAUCUUCUCUGUCAACUGUUGGUUAUGUAGAAAUAUUGAUUAUGUGUUCAGUUGACUUUUCUAUUUCUAUUUGAAUCUAAUGGCUCGGUCUCACUGGUUUGCGCUUCUCGUUGCAUUUUCUUGUCUUGUACGAGCUCUAAACGCUAGCGAUGGGGAUGCUGAUCCUGUUUACCGGUCUUGUGGUUGGAACUGAAACUAACGCAAAACUCGUGCCCACGAAUUUGCAAAAAGUUUUUUCUUUAAUUAGAUCUAAACUUCUUUUGAUGGAGAAAAGUUCUAAUGCUGAGGCAACAAGCCAGGUACAACUCGAAAACCAGAUUAGAGAACAAAAGGGCUUGCUUGGAGCAUUGUAAGAAAACUGGGUGCGCAGGGGAGAAAUGCUUUCAGCAUUGUAAAUUUUCAUCUGAUGGGAAACCUGUUGAUGGGCCCUGGUAUCUGCAAGAACCACUUUAUUUGAAAUGGAAACAAUGGAACUGCCAUAGUGACUGCUGCUACCACUGUAUGCUUGCCAGGGAGGAAGAAAGAACACAAGCUGGUCACAAGCCUCUUAAAUAUCAUGGGAAAUGGCCAUUUCAGCGUGUUUAUGGGAUCCAGGAACCUGUUUCUGUAGCCCUCUCUGCAUUAAAUCUUGCCAUUCAAUUUCAUGGAUGGGUAUCAUUUUUCAUCCUUAUAUACUACAAGCUGCCUUUGAGGCCAAAUAAGAAGACAUACUAUGAAUAUACCGGCUUGUGGCACAUUUAUGGGCUCCUCUCAAUGAAUGCCAUGUUUUGGAGUGCUGUUUUCCACUGUAGAGAUGUUGAGUUGACAGGGAAGCUUGAUUAUUCAUCUGCUGUGGCAUUAAUUGGGUUUUCCCUAAUUCUAGCCAUAUUGCGAGCUUUCCAUGUGAGAGAUGAGGCUGCCAGGGUCAUGAUUGCUGCUCCAUUGAUCGCGUUUGUGACAACACACAUCUUGUAUCUGAAUUUCUAUCAACUUGAUUAUGGUUUAAAUAUGAAAGUUUGCAUGGCCAUGAGUAUAGCUCAGCUUCUUAUUUGGGCAUUUUUGGCUGGUCUUAGUUACCAUCCAUCUCGGUGGAAAUUGUUGGCGACAGUUGUUGGAGGAAGUCUUGCCAUGCUUCUGGAAAUAUGUGACUUUCCCCCCUAUUGGGGUUAUGUGGAUGCUCAUGCCCUCUGGCAUGCCACCACCAUCCCUCUUACGUAUCUCUGGUGGAGCUUUGUCAAGGAUGAUGCUGAGUUGGGAACAACAACUCUCCUUAAGAAAGUGAACUAGCACCUCCUUGCCUAUCUGAUUGUGCUGUUGAUUUUAUCCAAAGUAUUUUACAUGAGUCUCUGUGCAUGCCAACUUUUUUGUGACUUGUUUGCAUUUUUAUCAAAGGGCCCGUUCCUUUGUUCUUGCAUUCAAAUUGGUGGUGUUGGCUUUGUUUCUACAGUAUGGGAUAGAUACUGUAAUGGAAUCCAUGUACCUAGAUUAGCAUGUGUCAUUUAGUGAGAAUCUUGCUUGGUACAAAAAUAACAAAACUCGUUGCAACUAAGUUUCAUUGUAAAUUUUGUCAUUUGCAUUAGCAUUACCUUUUGUUCAGCUGGUUUGCCGGGUAGCCGAGCUUGCUUUUAACGAAUUUUCUAGAUACAUGGCUGCUUCUUUUUUCUUUUUUCUUUUUCCUUUUUUUUUUUGUUUUGUCAUUAAACUGAAGCAGGUGGCAGUAUAAUAGGCCAGCUCACGUGUUGGUCAUUGGAACGAUGAGGCUUGGUUCUUGUUAUCAGCUUAUAUUUGAUGUUUUGAUUUUGCUCGAGUUUGAAAUUUAACACGCGGUAUCAGAUAGUGAGCUGAAUCUAUGGAAUCCUGAAGGAAAGACACUGCUUCUCUGGAGGCUGUAAAAUGUUAUAUAUAUACCAACACUGCUUGUUAUUGAUGAAUCUGUCCAGUUGCAAAAAACAGAGCUGGGAAUCCUGUUUCUUACUCGAAACAACUUACUACUACCUGAAGCAACAAAGCUGGGAAAGUUUUGGCGGGCAAUUGCAGCUGGGAUGCAUGUUUCUAAUUGCUGACUGAACCUUUCUUGAUUAGGUUAGUGCAAUGUGAUAAGAGGGUUCCUAGGGCUAGAGAUUAGUGGUUGUCUUAUACUACUGAAUUUCUUAGAUGUGAUUUCAAUUUUUUCUAGUCGUGUUUUUUUCCUUGUUCGAUUAGCAAGAGAGCUGUUUUGGAGUUGCCGUGUCUAGGCAACCUCGUUUGUACCCUGGAAAAACUUAGUAUAUUGUUAGUCGCACCUUUGUGUCCUGCGCGUACAAGAAUUAACAGAUCACUGAAGGUACAACGAGCAAAUGACUAUAUGAGUUAACAAUAACACCCACAAAAAUUUGAUAUUACCCUUUUGCCCUUCAAUAUUCUCCAAUAGUAUCGCCCGUACUGCCCCAAUAAUAUCAAGUACGGUCUCGUUUGAGAUUCUAAUCAUAAAAAGAUAUUUUGUACUAGCCAUGCUAUCUAGUUAGUAUCUACACAUUAACUCGCAUGUGUAUGUAUUGGACCGAAUCAAAAUUAUAUUGAAUAACUCCA
Tripterygium wilfordii is the source of this 2708-nucleotide messenger RNA. RefSeq names its product post-GPI attachment to proteins factor 3-like. Gene Ontology annotation, biological process: GPI anchor biosynthetic process. The transcript is spliced from 6 exons. Lineage: Eukaryota; Viridiplantae; Streptophyta; Magnoliopsida; Celastrales; Celastraceae. The record is from RefSeq and is a predicted model, not a curated record. Gene Ontology annotation, molecular function: hydrolase activity, acting on ester bonds. The coding region runs from base 441 to 1427 and encodes 328 amino acids. Gene Ontology annotation, cellular component: endoplasmic reticulum membrane.